Zophobas morio is the source of this 499-nucleotide messenger RNA. Its product is annotated as small ribosomal subunit protein uS11m-like. The record is from RefSeq and is a predicted model, not a curated record. The coding region runs from base 238 to 486 and encodes 82 amino acids. Lineage: Eukaryota; Metazoa; Arthropoda; Insecta; Coleoptera; Tenebrionidae. The transcript has 5 exons. Gene Ontology annotation, cellular component: mitochondrial small ribosomal subunit; ribosome. Gene Ontology annotation, biological process: mitochondrial translation. Gene Ontology annotation, molecular function: structural constituent of ribosome.
CUGUCGCUAGGGGGAAUUUUAAACAUCUUACGUCCAUAUUUUUAUAAAAGCAGCGAAUUUUUUAUACCUCUCAGAAGAGCCACUACCAAAAUACUAAAGGCUAAAGGGCCGGUAAAAGAUCCUUACAAAGUAAACCAAAGCGAAACUUGUAUUGCUUAUGUCUUGUGCACGACCAAUAAUACCAUAAUAACUCUCAGUACGAAUGCUGGUCGUACUCUUGCAGUUCGUUCAACAGGAAUGGUCGGCUUUAAAAAAUCUAAAAGAAAAACUCCAAUAGCCGCCCAAGAAGCAGGAAAAAGUAUCGGAGGGGCUGUUUUCUCUGCUAAUGGAGUUAGAAAAAUCCACGUAGUUUUGAGGGGCAUAGGCCCUGGCAGAUUGGGCGCAGUGAAAGGUUUACAGCAGGGCGGACUUGUGGUUGAAUCUGUAGAAGAUGUCACUAGUUUUCCCCAUAACGGGUGUAGGCCCAGAAAGCCAAGAAGAAUUUAAAUUUCAUUUUUUU